AUGGACAGCGCAUCGAUCCAACUCGCAUCACCGCCUCCCCCAUGCUCUAUCCUAGAAGUCACCUUUCCCGCGCCCUUCGUGAUGCUUGUCACAAUCAACCGGGAGAAGCAGAUGAAUUCCAUCCCAAUGGCCGGUCACUGGGAAGGCGACGCCCUCUGGAACUGGUACGACGGGGAACCCCAGCUCCGUGUCGCAGUUCUUACUGGCAAGGGGAAGAAGUCCUUUUGCGCCGGCGCGGAUCUCAUGGAGCAGAACAUGAACAAAAACAAGCCGAAGGAUCCUGCCUCGCAAAGGAUGCCUGCUGGUAGUUUCCUCGGAGUUAGUCGUCGCCUCGGGAAGAAGCCGAUUAUUGCUGCUGUAAAUGGUUACGCUUUUGGGGGAGGUUUCGAGAUCUCUCUGAAUUGCGACAUGGUCAUCGCCUCUCCUACGGCGAGCUUCUCACUCCCCGAAGCCAAACGAGGACUUUACGCCGGCGCCGGUGGCCUCCCACGCAUCGUAAGGACGUUCGGCCUCCAACUCGGCACCGAAAUGGCGCUUACCGGCCGAACAUACGCCGCCACCGAACUGCAGAAAUACGGAUUUUGCAGAGUCGCCUCUUCGCAGGAGACUCUGAUGGAUGAGGCACUGGCGCUUGCCGAGGAAAUUGCCAGCUUGUCGCCUGACGCCGUCAUCGUAAGCCGUGCAGGUGUGAGAGAGGCGUGGGAGACUGGUAGCGUUGAGCGGGCUGCCCAGAAAACGCAAGAGAAAUAUGCUCAAAAGUUGUUGGAGGGCGAGAACAUGCGGAUAGGCCUGGAGGCAUUUGCUAAGAAGCAGAAGCCUAAGUGGGUUCCAUCGAAGUUGUAA
Molecule: messenger RNA, 843 nt
Organism: Scedosporium apiospermum
Lineage: Eukaryota; Fungi; Ascomycota; Sordariomycetes; Microascales; Microascaceae
Exons: 2
Coding region: 1-843 (280 amino acids)
Biological process (GO): fatty acid beta-oxidation
Cellular component (GO): mitochondrion
Molecular function (GO): enoyl-CoA hydratase activity
Source: RefSeq, a predicted model, not a curated record